CAUUGCAGAUUGUACUCAUUAUGCAGCGUACUUUUUCAAUAAAAAGUAAAUUGAAAAAAAAAAAAGAAAAAAGCUUAUGAUGUCAUUACUUCAUCUCCAGUGGACAAUAGCAAAAUAUGCCCCACGCUUCAAUGGCUUCCAGCAGCAGGAUUCCCAGGAGCUGCUCGCCUUCCUGCUGGAUGGACUUCAUGAAGACCUAAACCGAGUCCAUGAGAAACCCUAUGUGGAGCUGAAGGACAGUGAUGGUCGGCCUGACUGGGAGGUUGCAUCUGAGGCGUGGGAGAACCACCUGCGCAGGAACCGUUCCAUCGUUGUGGAUCUGUUCCAUGGUCAGCUCAAAUCCCAGGUGAAGUGUAAAACCUGUGGCCACAUAAGCGCCCGCUUUGACCCCUUCAACUUCCUGUCUCUACCCCUGCCUAUGGACAGCUCCAUGCAUCUUGAGAUCACUGUCAUUAAGUUGGAUGGUUCCACACCUGUGCGCUAUGGCCUGAGGCUGAAUAUGGAUGAAAAAUACACAGGGCUGAAGAAACAGCUGAGUGAACUGUGCAGCCUGAAGCCUGAGCAGAUUCUCCUGGCUGAGGUCCAUAACUCCAACAUCAAGAACUUCCCUCAGGACAACCACAAGAUCCGUCUGUCUGGGAAUGGCUUUCUGUGUGCGUUUGAGAUCCCGAUGCCAGGCUCACCAACUUCACUGAGUUCUCCCACGCUGACAGACAUCACAGUGGCCACCGGCUCAGCUGCUAAUGGACAUCUGGGCAAUAUGCCUAUCCUCAUCCCUAAUGGUGGGCCCAGCACCAUGCUGCCCAGCAGUCUAGAGGUGCCAGUGGCCAAUGGGGUUGCCAACGGACACCUCACACCCAUGCAGGAAAGCCCCUUCAUUGGAUACAUCAUUGCAAUGCACAGAAAGAUGAUGCGUACAGAGCUGUACUUCCUUUCAUCUCAGAAGAAUCGACCCAGUCUGUUUGGAAUGCCCCUUAUAGUUCCCUGUACUGUCCACACUAGUAAAAAAGACCUGCAUGAUGCAGUUUGGAUCCAGGUGUCCCGGCUGGCCAGCCCUCUGCCCCCACAGGAAGCCAGCAACCAUGCCCAGGACUGUGAUGACAGUAUGGGCUACCAAUACCCAUUCACUUUGCGGGUAGUGGGUAAGGAUGGCAACUCAUGUGCCUGGUGUCCCUGGUACAGGUUCUGUAGAGGCUGUAUAAUAGAGUGCACAGAGGACAGGGCCUCUGUAGGAAAUGCUUAUAUAGCUGUGGACUGGGACCCCACUGCCCUGCACCUCCGCUACCAGACCUCCCAGGAGAGGAUCGUAGAGGAGCACUGCAGUGUGGAGCAGUCCCGUCGGGCCCAGGCUGAGCCCAUCAGCUUGGACAGCUGUCUGAAGGCCUUCACUGGUGAGGAGGAGCUUGGAGAGGACGAGCUCUACUACUGUUCCAAAUGCAAGACCCACCGCCUGGCCACUAAGAAGCUGGACCUCUGGAGGCUGCCACCCAUUCUGAUUGUCCAUCUGAAGCGCUUCCAGUUCGUCAACGGUCGCUGGAUCAAAUCCCAGAAGAUUGUCAAGUUCCCACGGGAGAAUUUUGACCCCAGCGCCUUCCUGGCUCCUCGAGACCUGCAGCCACACUGCCUUCACUCCCGUAGCCAGAGUGAGGAUCUGCUAAGGGUUGGGGAAGACAACCUGUCCUCAAUUUCUGCCCCUGCUGGCUUCUGCAACCUCCCCAAAGCCUCCCCUGCCUCCAGCAGGAAGUCGGCGCCUUCUCUCAGCCGGACCAGCAGCCCCUCCAGCAGUCCAAAGACCGGCAGCGGAGGCCGCAGAGCAGGCCGGCUACGCCUGCCCCAGCUGGGCAGCAGACACCGCCUCUCUAACAGCAAGGAGAACCUGGAUGGAGCUGCUAAUCCUGAGGCUGAUCUUCGGGACAGUGUACCACAGGCAGACACAGAGGAGAGUGCAGCAGCAAGGGCAGCAGGCCUUUCUGUGUCAGGAGAAGUGAUAGCUUCAGAAUUGUUGUGGGGCACUGAGGCAUCCAGCAGCCAGUGCGAUGUGGUGCUGGUGAACGGUGACAGCAAUGGGCUGAGCUCAGACUGCAGCACUGAGAGCAGCAUGGACCCGGACAGCUCACUGCUACAGCACAGAGACAACAUGUGCCUGGAUGCCGUUUACAACCUCUAUGCAAUAUCAUGUCAUUCAGGAAUCAUGGGAGGAGGCCAUUAUGUGACAUAUGCCAAAAAUCCCAAUGAGAAGUGGUAUUGUUACAAUGACAGCAGCUGCAAGGAAGUGCACUCAGAGGAGAUUGACACUGAUUCGGCCUACAUCCUUUUCUACGAGCAGCAGGGAGUUGACUACUCUCAGUUCCUGCCAAAGAUUGAUGGCAAGAAGAUGGCUGACACCAGUAGCAUGGAUGAAGACUUUGAAUCUGACUACAAGAAAUAUUGUGUCCUCCAGUGACUGCACCUCGUCUUCCAUCAGCCAGCACUACACCCAUUCACUGCUGCCUCCCUCUGCUGUGAGCAGGAAGCACCAGACGUUCAGAUCAUUCUGUAGAAUUCUCACAAACUGCAAAUGACUAGAAUUAGAUUCUAUGUCUUUAAGGAUGCGUUGCAGCACUUUCUACACUUGACUGCGAACAUGGAUUAGUGCAAAGGUUUGCCAAGGCAACAAUGAAUCCCCAGUGAAAGCACUAAACUGGUGCACUUUGCUGAGCCCUACAAAACAAUGCCCUCCUCCCCUUUUCAUGUGAACAACUCACUACAUGCCAUACAUGUAACAUAUGUUUGCAUAUUAACAUAUCUCGGAAUGUAUGAAAUUAAGGCCAGGUCAUGAAGUGAUGUUUUGUUAUUGUGCAUUUAUCACCUAUGAUGUCAGAAUAAAAAAAAAAAGCAUUUACACCAGGAUUUAACAGGAAAGUCAUGUGACCACAUGAUGCGUUCCAGGUGUAAAGCAUGGCCAAUGAUUGGAUACAGAAUGACUUAAAAUGCCAAGUGUCAAUGGGGCCCAAGAAUGUUGGUGUCAUGUUUGAUGCCACAGGUCAUACUGUUGACAUUUGGUACCCAGUGUUCUGGAUUCUGUGAUGAGCUUUUAAAUGGUUCUCCAAAGGUUUUAUUAGUGAUAGUUUCACUAAGGAAAAUAUAAAUCAUUCGCUACCUCAUUGCUUCCCACCACUUCCUGCAGUCUGUCAACCAACUCUAACCUACAAGUCUGUGACAGUAUUAAUAAUGAUUACAAAAUGCUUCCUUCCUUUGUAGGAAUCUAGGUACUCACAUUUCAAGGCCCCCCAAAAAAUCUCUCCCCCCUUCUUCGGACACUCACACAGGGUCUGAUGUUCACAUGGAAUUAGACAUUAUUGUCAAAACUUUUUCAUCCUGCACCUACAAAACAUCUGUGGUGAUUUGUGCAGCAUUCAACUGUGUGUGCCCAUAACGUCCCUCAAAAUCAAAAGGCUUGAGUAUGAAUCUGGCUUUGUUUGGGACAGGUGCCAUGGUUUCACAAGAGAGCUGCUUAAAG
Molecule: messenger RNA, 3499 nt
Organism: Monopterus albus (swamp eel)
Lineage: Eukaryota; Metazoa; Chordata; Actinopteri; Synbranchiformes; Synbranchidae
Product: ubiquitin carboxyl-terminal hydrolase 32-like
Exons: 13
Coding region: 77-2443 (788 amino acids)
Biological process (GO): protein deubiquitination
Cellular component (GO): Golgi apparatus
Molecular function (GO): cysteine-type deubiquitinase activity
Source: RefSeq, a predicted model, not a curated record